AUGGCUUUGUUGCCCUCGUCGAAGGCUUUCUGGAUGACCGCUUGUAAAUGUCUGAAGGAGAAAGGCGGCUGGUUGCAUAUCCAAGAGGCGAUCGACCCCAAACGGAAACGCGUCUCCGAGCCACAAAAGGACAAAUCAAAAUCACCAAGCGCGCAAAAGUCCACCGAAAACGGCGCCUCCGCCAAAGAGAAAACCGAUGUAAACGGGAACACGAAAAUCGGUGAGAAGAAACUUCAGCGAAAACUCAGCCGAUCGGCAUCGAUAGUGGAAGAGAUGGAAAAUCGAGCGCUCCCGCCAGCAACGCUCGACAAAGAGUUCGAGGAGGGAAAAUGGCGAAAAAUCGAGGAACACGUGCAGGGAUUUGCUUGGGAUUUAGCUGAACAAUGUUGUCGCUACAUGAACAACGUGAACGUCGUUGAUGGCAUUUAUUGGGUACAAAUCAAGAACAUUUCCGUUUUAAGGCCACGCUCGAGCACACGACAGACGGAUAUCGUUUGCGUCGAUUUGUUCACUGGUUUCAGCGAGACGAAACAAGAAAAGCGGCGGCGAGCGACACGCGCUUCCCCCAGUGAAACCCUAAAUGAGCACAUCGACGAAUCAUUGGGAAAUUUGAGUGAAGAGGAUCACCGCGGACAGGGGAACGAUGAGAGGGAUCAGGAGAGUCAAGUGAGUUUC
Messenger RNA from Mesorhabditis belari, 675 nucleotides. NCBI's taxonomy places the organism in Eukaryota, Metazoa, Nematoda, Chromadorea, Rhabditida, Rhabditidae. The record is from the annotation of a GenBank genome assembly.